GUACUCAGCACUCCCACCUGACCAGAAACGUUGCUGUGGUAACUUAGUGUGUUUUUCAGAGAAGUUCUUGAAGGGACACUAUUCGGUGCUUACAAGCAGUAAAAAAAAUAACUUAAACGAUUUUUAAAAUACAUUAACUUCGACUAACAUAGUUCUGCAUUUUUAAACACAGCUACCUUGAAGUUAAAAAAAAAUUGGUACAUUCCAGAGGCCUCCAGGAGCGGGAAGGAUGUCAGGUAGCAGCUUCCCGCCGCUGCACCAUCUACCACACUGGAGGAGAGUCGGGCCCCUGCACGGGAAGACCGGAUUCACACGCCUUUCAAUGAGCCAGCAUUUAAAGCCGCUGCCCGUUAUAUCGUUAACCCACGCCGGGAUGAGAGCAGCGGCCCCCGUGGAGAACGACCACGGCGACCCCCGCGUGACGUCCCUGGAGAGGAACAUCCGGUUCCUGCAGGAGCAGCACAAGGAGACUCUGGAGAAGCUCCACGCAGAGAUAGAUCACCUCAGAAGGGAGAAUAAAGAGUUGCUCUACAGGCGGAUCAUGGAGCCUGUAAGAGGAAAAGGACUGGAAGCCAAGCAACAAGCUCAAAAGAGUCCUGCGAGGGGAAGUGAAGCUCACACAGGGGUGUCCACGCAGGAGCAAUAUCUGGACACGCAUCCCUCGCAGGAAAAGGAAUUAAGCAGAGUUUUGGGAUCACCGCGGCCGGACGGCAGCGUUCACGGGAAGGGCCUCCUCAUCGCUUCCUUACUGCCUCUGCGAAUCCGCCGCAGUUCCUCUCAUCCCGCACACGCUCCCACGCUCCAGGAGUGUGAGGUCAUCAUCCGGCAGCUUCACAGCGCCAACGCUCUCCAGGCUCAGGAGAUCACACGGACCAAGGCGCUGCUGAGAGAGGUCGUCCUCCGCAAGAAAAUGACCCCAGAAAACUACAACCUGACCAAGGCCUACCUCCUAGAUGAAACUGAAAACGCUUUUGAGGAAAUGAAAUUACCAAAACUUGGUCUUCAGUCGUUUCAAGAGAAAAUGUCUGGACCUUUCCCAACCCUCAAACGGAACCUCAUGACCCUCAGACAGAGGAAGGCUCCACACGGAGAUCGCCUGAAAAGAACGCUGCACUGAUGAAGCCCAAACCAGCAGCUUUAACACUAAAUAAAGAUCUAUUUAACACAGAAA
Oryzias melastigma (Indian medaka) is the source of this 1171-nucleotide messenger RNA. Its product is annotated as coiled-coil domain-containing protein 74A. Bases 230 to 1117 code for a protein of 295 amino acids. NCBI's taxonomy places the organism in Eukaryota, Metazoa, Chordata, Actinopteri, Beloniformes, Adrianichthyidae. The transcript is spliced from 6 exons. The record is from RefSeq and is a predicted model, not a curated record.